Medicago truncatula (barrel medic) is the source of this 2600-nucleotide messenger RNA. RefSeq lists its product as uncharacterized. Bases 794 to 2296 code for a protein of 500 amino acids. The record is from RefSeq and is a predicted model, not a curated record. NCBI's taxonomy places the organism in Eukaryota, Viridiplantae, Streptophyta, Magnoliopsida, Fabales, Fabaceae. The transcript is spliced from 4 exons.
AGCGGAUAGAAUACCUGAAGGGAAAAGUCUAUCACACUUUUACUUACUUUCCCUUUUCUUUCUCUUUCACAUUCAGAUGCGUUUCAAUUUUUAUUUUUCAUCGUUCAUAUCGCUCGUUCAUCUCGUUCAUCCUUCAUCUUCACAUAAACCCUAAAUCUCACUAACCAAAUCAACAAAUCAUUCCGAACCCUAACUCCUCAAUCUCAUUCUCGAACCCUAACUCCUCAAUCUCAAACCUAAAUAUUAAAAUCCAAUCUCGAACCCUAAUUCAAUCUGUUCUCGAACGCAAUUCGUUCUCAUUCACUGUUUCCAAAUGGAUUGGCCAUCGUGAUUCUGCAAUUCGACAUUCACUUUGGAAGUUGUUAUUAACACACAUCUCCGAUUUGUGAACCCAUAGCUUUGAAAAUAUCAGAACUGGUGUUCUCAGUUGGAAAUUGUCAUCCUCAUUUGCCGUUGUUCUCGUCGUACUGCCUGAGGUGUAAACUGGUUUUUGAGGGGCAGCAGGGGUUCUGUUUGGUUCCCUGAUUUUCUGAGCUCUUACUUAGUACUCUUGUCAUGUUACAACACAAACCAAUGUGAUUUUGGUACAAGUCAGGAAAAUGGUUAUGUAGUUUUGUAAACACAAAGUCAGAGACAGGGCUCAUCAAGAUGAAUAGAAGCCCAAAUGAAUCCAUUCUGUUAACAUCAGAAUGGUCUCCAACUAAUUGAAAGGUGUAGUAGAAGUCAUAGUCACGUAGCCAAAUUAACCACGAGAAAACAACUACAUAUUACAUCAAGAAGAACGUACGUAGUCAUGGAUCGUAGGUGGAUGAAAGCUUAUCGGUUAAGUGUUGAGUAUGAUAAUGGAGUGACUGAAUUUCUACAGUUUGCUGAAAAGAAUCUUCCUAACACUGAGGGACUUUUUCCUUGUCCUUGUGUUUCUUGUGGGAACCGGGACCCAAAACUUAGUAAGGAAAAAAUUAGGGGCCAUCUAGUUUCGGUAGGGAUUUGUCAAAAUUAUACCCAAUGGAUAUGGCAUGGUGAAACUAUGAUGCCAAGUGUAUCCCAAAGAGAGGAAGGCAGUGUAGAUAUGGAUGAUAGACUUGAAGACAUGAUACGUAAUGUUGGAGAAGAAUCUUUCAAGAAAGCGCAUGUGUAUGAUAAUUUACGUAAAGAUAAGGAACAACCUUUGUACCCAGGAUGCACGAAAUUUUCCUGGUUGUCAAUUGUGUUAAGAUUGUUUAAUUUGAAGACAAAAAAUGGAUGGAGUGAUAAAAGUUUCACUGAAUUGCUUCAAUUGUUGACAGAAAUGCUUCCAGAAGGUAACACAAUUCCGGAUCGUCAUUACGAGGCCAAGAAAGUAUUGUGUCCAAUGGGAAUGGAGUAUGAAAAAAUACAUGCAUGCCCAAACGAUUGCAUCUUAUACAGAAAAGAUUUUGCAAACCAUGAUCAAUGUCCAAGGUGCAAGGUGUCACGCUACAAAAAGAAAGAUGGUGAUUCUAGUGAUGAAGUCAACACAAAGGGUCCUCCUGCGAAAGUGUUAUGGUACCCACCAAUAAUUUCAAGGUUCAAGAGAUUGUUCUCUAAUGUAAAUGACGCAAAGAACCUUAGAUGGCAUGCAGAAGAGAGAGAAAGUGAUGGAAACAUGAUUUCCCAUGUAGCUGAUUCUUUGCAAUGGAAGAAAAUUAAUUCUUUGUUUCCUGAUUUUGGAAAUGAGAAAAGAAACCUUAGACUUGGACUUGCUACUGAUGGAAUGAAUCCGUAUGGUAAUCUAAGUUGUAAGCAUACUUCAUGGCCUGUUCUCUUGAUAAUUUACAACCUAUCUCCUUCGUUGUGCAUGAAGCGUAAAUAUAUGUUGUCGAUGAUGAUUUCGGGCCCAUACCAACCCGGAAAUAACAUGGAUGUUUAUUUACAGCCAUUGAUUGAUGAUUUAAGACUUAUGUGGGAAAAAGGAGUUGAUGUUCUUGACGCGUAUUCCGGUGAACAUUUCAAUAUGCGUGCCAUGUUGUUUUGCACCAUCAACGACUUUCCGGCAUACGGUAAUUUGAGUGGGUACACCGUUAAAGGGCAUAAAGCAUGCCCUAUAUGUGAGGUUAACACAUGUUAUCAUCAACUGAAACAUGGAAACAAGACUGUUUAUCUUGGGCAUCGAAAAUUUUUAGAUCGUUAUCAUCCAUAUCGUAAGUUGAGGAAAGCUUUCAAUGGAGAACCGGAGUAUGGUGUUGCUCCAAUGCCCUUGACCGGAGAGGAAGUUUAUCAACGACAACAAAAGGUAGAGGUUACCUUUGGAAAGAAACAAAAGAAGCCUAAUUGCUAAAUUGAGGAAUAGUUCAAGGGAAGGUUAAGGAGCAAUGUGAUUGAUGGUUAAAUUGACAUCACCUUAAAUUUAGAAUAAAAGUGGAGAAUUGUUGAAUUUUAACUCAAAGUUUGAUGUUGGUGCUUGAUGAUGGAAUAACAUAUGAUAUUUUUAGCUUUAUUUUUAGUGUAAUUAUUUGCAUUUGAAGGAAAAUUGAAAGUCUAUUUGAGGAGUUUUCAAUGGUUUGAGGAACUUUUUGUAUUCUUUUUAAUCGAUUCAUUGUAAUUUACUUUUAUCCUAAAUCAUGCAACUCCAUAGUUGUUGA